GUCACCGUUGCCUAUGCUGUCACAAAGCCAAUCAUACACAAUCUCUGAUCAUACAGGGAAAACGUAAACAAAAUUGUAGGUUGACCUAACCAAGUUGACAGAUACGUAGUGUUAUCAAAAGAAAGCGAUUAAAUUAUUAAUAUUAUAACAUCAAGUCUUUAUCAACUAGUGUAGAUGUGAUUUCACUAGGUUUAAACAGUGGAUUUCGCAAAGAUGUUGAAUGUGCGGGUAAACUUAUUCAAUGAAAGCGGCUUGGGUGAGCCGGAGCAAGACGCCAAUUCCGCCCUUACAGAACUGGACAAAGGAUUACGUUCCGGGCGUGUUGGUGAGCAGUGCGAGGCAAUUGUCAGGUUCCCACGGCUGUUCGAAAAGUACCCGUUCCCUAUCCUCAUCAAUUCGUCGGUGCUGAAACUGGCCGACGUGUUCCGGGUGGGCAUCAACUUCCUGCGCGUGUGGGUGCUGUGCGUGUUCCAGCAGAGCGAGAAGCACCUCGACAAAAUCCUAAACGUAGACGAGUUCGUGCGGCGCAUCCACAGCGUGAUUCACUCUAACGACCCGGUGGCGCGCGCCCUCACGCUCCGCACGCUCGGCAGCGUGGCGGGCAUCAUCCCCGAGCGCCAGCCGGUGCACCACAGCAUCCGCCGCAGCCUCGACUCGCACGACGCCGUCGAGGUGGAGGCCGCCAUCUACGCGGCCACGCAGUUCGCCGCCAAGUCGCGCACCUUCGCCGUCAGCAUGUGCAACAAGUUCUCCGACAUGAUCCGCGGCCUCGCCACGCCGGCGCCCAUGAAGCUCCAGCUAAUCCCCAUCCUCCAGCACAUGCACCACGACACCCUCACGGCCUCCAUGGUGAGGGAGCUGUGCACGGACCUCCUGCCGAGUUACCCCGCACGGGACUUUCUGCUCGUCACCCUCAGCGCCUUGACACAACUGGCGUCCGCCACGCUGGUGGACGUUCCCACGCAAGUGUCGCUGCUGCUGCACUUCCUCCGCAAGGAUCCUCAAUGGGAAGUCAAGAUGCAAGUGCUCAAAAACUUGCACCACUUGGCCGUCCAGGGACCCCACCUGUGGCCCACCGGAGCCGUCGAAGACAUCGUUAACGUCGCCUUAAAUACCCACCACCAAAAGAUUCUCAGCUUGUCUUUAGAUGUUCUCUUGGCGCUGGCCAAGUCUUCUGCAACAUGCCAUUCCCAACUUCACAUGAAGUCGCUGCUGAUGGAACUGUGUCAGCAGAGUUGUUACUCUAGCAAUCCAGUGAUAGCUUCGAAAGCAGCACAGGUGAUGACAAGAAUUGUUAGUUACCGAACCAAAGAAGACACAAGUGUGGAUGGAGUAAGUACGGUUGUCAACACCCUAGAAUCUCUGUUUCUGCUAGUGAUGUGCGACUUGGACAAAGACCACAUCAGAGAGCUGAAGGUGUGCCUCCAGUGUGCCGUAAGUUUAUGCAGCAUGCACCAAGACUUUUGCCCUCGCUUUGUGGAGCUCAUUGGAUCUCAACUGGAAAUAUCUUCAGGGAGCUAUAGUUCAUUAUUGUGCGAGGCCUUGGGUGCUAUUGGUGGGCACAACUCGGAGGCAUUGCACCCCCUAUUACCAUAUAUUCUGGACAAGUUGCGAGCCCCAGACACAUUACAGUUGCACACCAAGGUGAUGCUUUGUACUCUGGUCUUCCAGAGUUUUGCUGGCCACGAGUGGAGCAUCGAUGCAAAAAAAGUAAUAGAGGGUGUCGUCAAAAACAAUAACCUGUGGUUCAACUACAGAAUCGCAAGGUGUGCCGCUCGCUACGGACACUACGGUGUGGCCGCGCCGAUAUUCGGUCAGCUGAAGGACAGAGUCUCCUCGGAGCAUCUGCACUUCUGGCUGGCAGCCCUGGAGGACAUGAGUCACGGGGAGGCGGAACUCGUCGACCAGUUGAAGCAACCGAUGCUAACACAGCGUCUCUGCCAGGCCAUCGUGCACUACAACAAGGCAUUUGCCGCCCUGAAGGCGGCCAGCACUCCCUCGCACGGUCUGCAGUUCCAGUGCGAGUACGUCCGCCUGCGAGCAGAGUUCCUGCAGUGCGCAUGUCAGCUGGCGUACUCGUGCAAUAGCUUGUGCACAGCCCCUCCCCCGGCCGUGGCCUCCGUGCUGGCCAACAGCACCCGGGACCCGCUCCAGCGCCACGGCCACGUCACCAACCAGCUGCGCAAGUGCGUGAAGGAGCUGCGGGCGUGCGCGGAGCUGUACUGGAAGCUGUAUCAGACGGCCUUCGAUGCGGACCCUGCCUCCCUGGCCAACAUGCAGCUUCUGCAGCAGAUGUGCCUGCUGCUAGCACACGGCGUGGAGCGGGUGGCCCAGCCCUCGUGCCGAGAGGGCACGCCACUGGACCUGGCGCUGCAGCACUCGGGCUUGGAGACACGGCACAUGGUGAGGAGCUGCCAGGAGGCGGGUCGCCUGGCGGACCUGUACUGUGCCGAGCACGACGGCAGCAGCCUCACGCACCGCUUGGUCGAGGGGCUGGUGCAGCAGGCGGAGGUGCUGUCCGAGUCCUCCUUGUCUCUGCCUCGCUUCUUCUUUCAGGUGUUGCAGUGCACCAGCGUGAAACUAGCCAUCUCGCCGCAGCCACGAGUGCUGGGGGAGCCCAUCGGCGUGCAGAGCGGCUCGCAGCUGGCCGUCAAGGUGGAAGGGGUGAUCCAGCACGGCAAGCGACCCGGCUUGUUCCGCAGCAUCGGCGGCGUGGUCAUCACGGUGUCGUCCCAGCUGCAGACCCGCUCCGGCCACCCCCAUCCCGACGCCAAGGCCCCCGCGGACCCGGGGUCGCUGCUCACCAGCACGGUGACCCCGCACCGGGACUUCUUCACCGCGCAGUUCCUGCUGGCGUUCCCCGUGGGCGGGCAGUACCUGCUCUCCGUGGAGGCGGCCGUCGUGGACGAGAGGAGCAACGUGUGGCGCACCGGGCCGCGGUCCACCCUGGCCGUCAAGUCGCACGAGGAGGGGGGCAAGGCGGGCGGCGGGCGGGGGGCGUUCAGCGCGUGGUCGCAGUCCGACAAGAAGAGCAGCCCCGCGGCAGAGGGGUCCACGAGCAGAGCAGGGCUCGUCUGACGUGCUCUGCCUUUCAAACAUGGUUUGGUAUUUCAGCAAAUGUAAUGAAUACAGACAAGUUAAUAUGUGUUA
Molecule: messenger RNA, 3150 nt
Organism: Bacillus rossius redtenbacheri
Lineage: Eukaryota; Metazoa; Arthropoda; Insecta; Phasmatodea; Bacillidae
Gene: INTS7
Product: integrator complex subunit 7
Exons: 2
Coding region: 214-3078 (954 amino acids)
Biological process (GO): snRNA 3'-end processing
Cellular component (GO): integrator complex
Source: RefSeq, a predicted model, not a curated record